AGCGAUGUGGGCGUUGCUGGGCAGGCUCGGCGUGGCGCAGGCCGUGGGCCCGGCCCGGUUGAUCGCUGUGCGCCCCGCGGCCGCAGGAGCCUUCUCCAUACCCCACGUUACCAUGGCCACCCACUUCUCCAAGGAUCAGGAGGAGAGAAUCAGGUGUGUGAAGGGGGACCUGUUCUCGUGCCCGAGCACGGAUGCCCUGGCUCACUGCAUCAGCGAGGAUUGCCGCAUGGGCGCCGGCAUCGCCGUGCUCUUCAAGAAGAAGUUUGGAGGCGUCCAGGAGCUCCUGGAUCAAAAGAAGAAGACGGGGGAGGUGGCAGUUCUGCAGAGGGACGAGCGGUACAUUUAUUACCUGAUUACAAAGCAGAAGGUUUCUCACAAGCCCACGUAUGAGAACAUGCAGAAGAGUUUGGAAGCCAUGAAAGCUCACUGCCUGAACAAUGGAGUCACUGACAUCUCCAUGCCCAGGAUUGGAUGUGGACUCGAUGGCCUGCAGUGGGAAAAGGUGUCAGCCAUCCUUGAGGAAGUGUUUGACAACACUGACAUCAAGAUCACAGUUUACAGCCUGUGAGCAGAACAAAGAUCCCCAUUUCCCCCAAUUUUGGGAGCAGAACCUGUGAACUGACAACGGGGGACCUGUGUGGGGAGCACGUUCUGGUGUCACUCACGUGUGUGACAGUGACAGUGGCUUCCAGCAGCAGCAAGCUCCAGAGAAGCUCAUUUGGGGCUGUUAAUUAGGAGGCAGCGGCGCUGUGAACACCCUCGGGGAGCUCCCAGUGUGUCCCUGCAGCCACCAGGUGUCACUGGGGCUCCACGCAGUCACACGGAGCCGCUGCCUCGGGGUUUCUGCUUGGCUUGGUGCUGGUGAGCUGCCCCAGGCAGCGCUGCCACCUCUGCUUUGUUCUCUUUGCCAUGUCCUGCCUGCCUGGCACUCGGGUCACUCAGCUGCUCUCACAGGAGGAACGGUUUCAUUUCUUCCUUCUGGCCACAAAUUGGGUUUGUUGAGAUCGUGCUCACUCAGGAUCAUGGUGUGAUGUUUAAAUAAACAGUGCCCUGUUGUUGGACUGGUA
Molecule: messenger RNA, 1067 nt
Organism: Sturnus vulgaris (Common starling)
Lineage: Eukaryota; Metazoa; Chordata; Aves; Passeriformes; Sturnidae
Gene: OARD1
Product: O-acyl-ADP-ribose deacylase 1
Biological process (GO): peptidyl-glutamate ADP-deribosylation
Source: RefSeq, a predicted model, not a curated record